AUGAAGAAGAUAAAAAACCCAGCAGCCAACGUGUUGAGGGAGACGUGGCUCAUCUACAAAAACACUAAGCUGGUGAAGAAGAUCGAUCACGCCAGAGUAUGCCACCAUCAGCGUAAAUUCCUGCAAGCCAUCCACCAACUGCGAAGAGUCAAAAUGGAGCAAAGGAAAUUAACUGACCAGGCCAACAGAGUCGCUGACCUUGCCAAGACUCAGAACAUGAUGUAUGAUCUGGUGUCGGAGCUGCAGCAUCGGAGCGAGGAGCUGGACGGGAGGAUCGUAGCUCUGGAGGCGAAACUCGACUCCAUCCUCCUCAGCGUGCAGUCGCUGCCGAUCGUGCUUUCACAAGCAAUAACAAAGCUCCAGAGGGACUUCCUGGACAACUUGGCUUGUCGUGUCCACUUCCUGUCGUCCUCCCUGAGCUCUGAGUGCUGUACCGUCCCUGCCAGGCAGCUCUGUCCGGGAUCCACCACUCCAGAGACACCGUACAACCAGUAG
This is a messenger RNA of Limanda limanda (common dab), 495 nucleotides long. RefSeq names its product small conductance calcium-activated potassium channel protein 2-like. The transcript is spliced from 4 exons. Lineage: Eukaryota; Metazoa; Chordata; Actinopteri; Pleuronectiformes; Pleuronectidae. The record is from RefSeq and is a predicted model, not a curated record. Bases 1 to 495 code for a protein of 164 amino acids. Gene Ontology annotation, cellular component: neuron projection; plasma membrane; neuronal cell body. Gene Ontology annotation, biological process: potassium ion transmembrane transport. Gene Ontology annotation, molecular function: small conductance calcium-activated potassium channel activity; calmodulin binding.